This is a messenger RNA of Eimeria necatrix, 1071 nucleotides long. RefSeq lists its product as hypothetical. Lineage: Eukaryota; Apicomplexa; Conoidasida; Eucoccidiorida; Eimeriidae. Bases 1 to 1071 code for a protein of 356 amino acids. The record is from RefSeq and is a predicted model, not a curated record. The transcript has 2 exons.
AUGGGGGGUCCCCCCCUGCGUUUGCUGCUUCUGAGUUUUUCUAUUUUUUACUUUUCUCUGAGCAGCGCAGCAGCAGCAGAUAAUGCUUCUGCUGCUGCUGCAGCAGCAGCUAAUGCUGCUCCUCCUGCAGCAGCAGCAGAAGCAGCGGAUGGAGCGCCUGCAGGAGCAGCAGCAGCAGAAGAUGCAGCAGCAGCGGCAGACGAAGCAGCAGCAGCAGCAGCAGCAGGAGAUGAAGCAGUAGCAGCAGAAGAUGAAGCAGCAGCAGCAGCAGCAGCAGGAGAUGAAGCAGUAGCAGCAGAAGGUGAAGCAGCAGCAGCAGCCCCAGACGCUGCAGCAGCUGCUGCAGCAGCACCUCCCCCAUCUGCUGCAGCAGCAGCACCUCCCGCUGCUGCAGCUGCAGCAGAAGCACCCACGCCUGCUGCAGCAGCAACAGCAGCACCCCCGGCACCCGCUGCAGCAGCAGCAGCAGCAGCACCCCCACUUGCUGCAGCAGCAGCAGCAGCAGCAGCAGCAAGAAGGCCCUUGAGUGAAGAAGAGCUGGAAGCAGCAGCAGCAGAAAUCGAAGAAGAAUUGAAGGGUUUAGAGCGGCUAGGGUUUACAAAAACCACCACGCCAGCUCCAGGGUUUUUCAAAGAAUUUGGAAUGGGACUGAAGAACUUCGCGUUGGCGCCGUUUAGAGCAGCAGCAGAAGUUUUCAGAUCUCCUUUGAGAGCAGCAAAAGGGAACAGAGGCAGCAUGUUGCUGCUGGCGAGCAAAGUGGGGGAUGCAGCAGCAGCAGCAGCAGACGCCAAGAAGGGGUGGACUGAGCUAGCCAGAGAUGUCUGGCGGCUAGCCACCAUGAACCCCGAAAGGAUGCAGCAGGCGAAGCUGCUGCAGCAAACUGCUGCUAUAGAAGAAGCAACAGCAGCAAGAAGUUUGCUGCGCAACGACGGCGCUGCAGCAGAGCGCUUCGCCCAGCAUCUGCAGCAAACCGAACUGCUGCAGCAGCAGCUGCAGCAGCAGCACCAGCAGCAAAAGUCCGAAGACCAACUCCAAAGAGAAUUCGACAGAUUGCUAGACAAGGCCAGCUAA